AUCUCUUCUAUACACGUACAAAGUAAUAAAUAAAAACUUGAAUUUAUAAUUUUGUUCAGUGACGGAUUAAAAAUCAAGAACAAUGGGAGAACGUAAAGGCACAAAUUUGUAUUAUCCACCUGAUUAUGAUCCUCGUGUUGGAGGACUCAAUAAAUUUCUAGGUACUCAUGCAUUACGUGAAAGGGCACGUAAAUUACACAUGGGCAUCCUUAUCAUUAGAUUUGAAAUGCCAUAUAAUAUAUGGUGUGAAGGAUGUGGCAAUCAUAUAGGUAUGGGUGUUCGUUACAAUGCUGAAAAAAAGAAAAUUGGAAUGUAUUAUAGUACACCUUUAUAUCAGUUUCGUAUGAAAUGUCAUCUUUGUGACAAUCAUUUUGAAAUAAAAACUGAUCCAGCGAAUUUAGAUUAUGUCAUAGUAAGUGGUGCAAGACGUCAAGAAAAUAGAUGGGAUCCUAAAGAAAAUGAACAGGUUGUACCAGAAACAAAAGAAAUAUCUUGUAGAUUAUAUGAUGAUGCUAUGUAUAAGUUAGAACAUGGUAUAGAUGAUAAGAAAACAGCAAAAUCACGAGAUUCUUCUUUGGAAAACGCAAUAGCACUAAAUGAUGCCACGUGGAAGGAUGAUUAUACUUCAAAUUGUGCAUUACGUUCGGCAUUUAGAACACGGAAAAAAGAGUUACAAAAGAAACAGGGUUUGGAUCAAAUAUUGCUUAAAAAAAACGGAUUAAAUAUUGAAUUAGUUAAUGAACAUGAAGAUGAUAUAAAAUUGGCCAAAUUAUUGAUGCAUAAAAGGGAUGUAAAGAAGAAUGGGCACAAUCCUUUGAAACGAUUGAUUACUAUUGUACGAUCUAGAGAUAAACAAAAAAGUUUGUUACAUUCUAUAUCAAGCAAUAAUAUUAAAAAACAAAUAGACAAGACACCUAAAUUUCCCGAUCUUAUCCAACAAGAACCCUCGACAUCAAAAAUGACUUCUAGUACGUUAAAUACAACGUUAGUUACUUAUGAUAGUUCUGAUACAGAUAAUGAUUCAUAA
Molecule: messenger RNA, 1027 nt
Organism: Eufriesea mexicana
Lineage: Eukaryota; Metazoa; Arthropoda; Insecta; Hymenoptera; Apidae
Product: coiled-coil domain-containing protein 130 homolog
Exons: 5
Coding region: 83-1027 (314 amino acids)
Biological process (GO): mRNA splicing, via spliceosome
Cellular component (GO): U2-type spliceosomal complex; post-mRNA release spliceosomal complex
Source: RefSeq, a predicted model, not a curated record